Messenger RNA from Auxenochlorella protothecoides, 561 nucleotides. Its product is annotated as Calcineurin subunit B. The coding region runs from base 1 to 561 and encodes 186 amino acids. NCBI's taxonomy places the organism in Eukaryota, Viridiplantae, Chlorophyta, Trebouxiophyceae, Chlorellales, Chlorellaceae. The record is from RefSeq and is a predicted model, not a curated record. Gene Ontology annotation, molecular function: calcium ion binding. The transcript has 4 exons.
AUGACCCAGAAUCUUGCUGACGUGGACCUGCGCAAGAGAGAGCUCGCCCCCUCUCGACAUCGAGAGACACAGGACUUGCCGCUCGCCAACCUCAUCGGGGAAGUCGAUCAGCAAGAGAUUGAGGCUCUGUACAAGCGGUUCAGGAGGUUGGACAAAGACCGCAAGGGCUUCAUCUCAUCUGAGGAGUUCCUGAGCAUUCCGGAGCUCUCCAUCAACCCCUUGGCACAACGCUUGUCCUUUUUUGUAGAGAGCAUCAACUUCAAGGAGUUUGUCACCUUCCUCUCCGGGUUCAGUGCCAAGGCGGGGCGGGAGGAGAAGCUGAAGGUCAUGUUUGAUGUGUAUGACGUCGACGGCGACGGCUUCAUCUCCGAGGACGACAUGGCGCAGACCCUGCGGUACCUCAUUGGCAGUACCCUGGCCGAGGCCGAGCUGCGCAGCGUGAUCGAGCGGACCAUGGUCGCCGCAGGGGCUGAUGCCAAGGGGCUGACCUUUGCGCAGUACAAGGAGGCGCUGGGCGACACCCAACUGGCCCUCAACCUUGAAGUGCCCACCGGGGACUAG